AAAACUACAUUUACCAGCGACUACAACACACAACAAACAUGGCGGUGCCGGAGCAUCAGGAGCGUGAAUCAGUGAAUAGUAAUAUUAGCCAAGAUAAUGAAGGCAAAAAAUCUGGUCCAAUAUCUUUCGUUUUUAGUAAAACAUUAAGUAAGGUUAAAGCUGGCAAAGCGGAAGAGCGAGAUUAUUUAGUUGAAGUCGAAGGGAAAGAACUUAAAGGAACCAAGCCGGUGGAGAAACCGAAGGAGCUGGUCAUCCCGUUGAUCCACAAGAACCGCUGGUACCGGCAGGAUGCUGAGCGAGGGGACAAGAGCAGCGAAGACAAGAGCAGAGACCCGUCCCAGCAGGAGCAGGACACGGUGGAGUCUCAAGCCGUCAAAGAGCUCAUCGAGGAGUCUCAAAAGCACCAGGAGAGAUGGAAGAACGGACCGCAGAUGGAUCCCAACUUUGCCAUUCCUCUUCUCAUGCAGAACCAGGCCCCUCAGGGUUUUGAGGAUGGAGACAAAGUCAAAGUGGAUUUGCGACCAGAGUCGUCCACAGAUGCCGACUAUGACCGUGUUCCUGUGGAGGCUUAUGGGUUGGCAGUGCUGAAGGGAAUGGGCUGGAAGCAAGGAGAGGGAAUCGGACACACAUUUAAACAAGAUGUGAAGCCCAUAGAGCAUCAGUUAAGGCCUAAAGGGCUGGGUUUGGGUGCCGAUCGCUCUGCUAUUAGAGACCUGGAGCCCGGUGUCCCCAAGAGACGCCCUAAACCCGGUGAGGAGAAGAAGGAAGAGGAGGCGCUGGUUCUGGGGCCUGGAGGAUAUGUGCAGGUCCUGGCAGGAGCCCAUAAAGACCUGUAUGGGAAGGUGAAUGGACUUUACUUCAUCCAUAUUCACGUCUAUGACAGUAAUGGUGAAGCAGUGUACUGA
This is a messenger RNA of Sinocyclocheilus rhinocerous, 905 nucleotides long. RefSeq names its product G patch domain and KOW motifs-containing protein-like. Gene Ontology annotation, cellular component: spliceosomal complex. Gene Ontology annotation, molecular function: nucleic acid binding. The transcript has 6 exons. Gene Ontology annotation, biological process: mRNA splicing, via spliceosome. NCBI's taxonomy places the organism in Eukaryota, Metazoa, Chordata, Actinopteri, Cypriniformes, Cyprinidae. The record is from RefSeq and is a predicted model, not a curated record. Bases 39 to 905 code for a protein of 288 amino acids.